GCGGAAGUUAUUUUUCCCCCGGCCGGCAGGGAGUUGUAGUUGUCUUUGAAAGCUUUCUCUUUCUUUUGGCAUAGGCGGGAAAUGUGGCGUUAAGAGGCUGGGAUUCCGAGACAGAAGCGAGGUUUUCACGAAAAUGCGAGCGACUUCGGCAAGGGGCGGGGCCGCUAGACGUGGAUGAAAGGUACGGGGCCAGCGUGGACCAAUCAGGCCUCUUUGGGGCGGGGCCUCUGUGGAAAGUGGGCGUGGCCUAGGGGGGAAAUCACCAAGAACGCACCGGAGGUCCUUGCCAGCCCUGGAAAACGCCCUCUGCGGUGAAGGAGAGACCACACCGCCAUGCCUCCCUCUGGGCCCCGAGGAACCCUCCUUCUGUUACCGUUGCUGCUGCUGGUCCUGCUUCGCGCUGUGCUGGCUGUCCCCCUGGAGCGAGGGGCGCCCAACAAGGAGGAGGCCCCUGCGACUGAGAGUCCCGACACAGGCCUGUACUACCACCGGUACCUCCAGGAGGUCAUUGAUGUGCUGGAGACAGAUGGGCAUUUCCGAGAGAAGCUGCAAGCUGCCAAUGCGGAGGACAUCAAGAGCGGGAAGCUGAGCCGAGAGCUGGACUUCGUCAGCCACCAUGUCCGCACCAAGCUGGAUGAGCUCAAGCGACAGGAGGUAUCGCGGCUGCGGAUGCUGCUCAAGGCCAAGAUGGACGCCGAGCAGGAUCCCAAUGUACAGGUGGAUCAUCUGAAUCUCCUGAAACAGUUUGAACACCUGGACCCUCAGAACCAGCACACAUUCGAGGCCCGCGACCUGGAGCUGCUGAUCCAGACGGCCACCCGGGACCUUGCCCAGUACGACGCAGCCCAUCAUGAAGAAUUCAAGCGCUACGAGAUGCUUAAGGAACAUGAGAGGCGGCGUUAUCUGGAGUCACUGGGAGAGGAGCAGAGAAAGGAGGCAGAGAGGAAGCUGGAAGAGCAACAGCGCCGGCACCGCGAGCAUCCCAAAGUCAAUGUGCCUGGCAGCCAAGCCCAGUUGAAGGAGGUGUGGGAGGAGCUGGAUGGACUGGACCCCAACAGGUUUAACCCCAAGACCUUCUUCAUACUGCAUGAUAUCAACAGUGAUGGUGUCCUGGACGAGCAGGAGCUGGAGGCCCUCUUCACCAAGGAGCUGGAGAAGGUGUACGACCCAAAGAAUGAGGAGGACGACAUGCGGGAGAUGGAGGAGGAGCGGCUGCGCAUGCGGGAGCACGUGAUGAAGAAUGUGGACACCAACCAGGACCGCCUCGUGACCCUGGAGGAGUUCCUCACAUCCACUCAGAGGAAGGAGUUUGGGGACACCGGGGAGGGCUGGGAGGUGAGAACAUGGGGGAUACUCGGGGUCCUGAACCUCUCUCUCUUCCAGCCAUGA
Mandrillus leucophaeus (drill) is the source of this 1389-nucleotide messenger RNA. It is a transcript of the gene NUCB1, whose product is annotated as nucleobindin 1. NCBI's taxonomy places the organism in Eukaryota, Metazoa, Chordata, Mammalia, Primates, Cercopithecidae. The record is from RefSeq and is a predicted model, not a curated record. Bases 334 to 1389 code for a protein of 351 amino acids. The transcript has 10 exons. Gene Ontology annotation, molecular function: calcium ion binding. Gene Ontology annotation, cellular component: endoplasmic reticulum-Golgi intermediate compartment; extracellular exosome.